AUGCAUGUCUCCAGCCACCACCACAGACCAGCCCUCUGUCUAGACGCCGCUCCGGCCCCGACACUUGAGCACCGCUUCGGCACCCUAGCGAUCCACGCCGGUUCUACUCACGACCCCUCCACCGGCGCCGUUAUUGAACCCAUCUCACUGUCCACUACCUUUGCCCAGACCGCCGAGGGUAAGCCCGUCGGCGUCUUUGAGUACUCGCACUCGGCCAACCCUAACCGCACUAACUUCGAGGCGGCUGUUGCCGCCCUUGAGUAUGCCCACUACGCCCUUGUAUAUUCCUCCGGCUCCGCAGCCACUGCUAAUAUCCUCCAGAGCCUCGCUGCUGGCUCCCACGUCGCUCCCACGUCAUCUCGGUCUCCGACGUCUACAGCGGCACCCACCACUACUUCACUUAGGUCGCUAAGGCCCACGGGGUUAAGGUCAUCGAGGUCGCCCACCGCCACGGCAUUCUGGUCGUCGUUGAUAACACCUUUCUGUCCCUGCGUUUCCGCCUUUAACUCGGAUGAUCUCCUUAAGACGCUGCACCUACGCGCUAGCGAGGCCACACACAACGCGACCACCGUCGCCACAGCCUUUGAGGCCUCGCCUAACGUCAUCACUGUUAAUUACCCCGGCCUCGAUUCCCAUCCGCACCGCGCAAUUGCUAUAAAGCAGCACUAUAGCGGCAUGCGCGGCGGCAUACUGUCCUUCCGCAUUAAGGGCGGCCACAACGCCGCCGAGCUCUCCUAUUCCCUCACUAAGAUCCUCACACUAGCCGAGUCCCUCAGCGGCGUCGAGUCGCUAGUCGAGCUCACUAGAAGUAUGGCCAAGGCCGUCGUCGUCUUAGACGACCUCGUCCGCAUUAGCUGCGGCGUCAAGGACGCCGAUGACCUGAAGAACGACGUUCUCCAGGCCUCGAGGCUGCCGUGUCUGGCUCCAGGCAAUACUUACUUUACUAUUAUUAGUACUAAGAAGAUAGUAUAA
Messenger RNA from Cordyceps fumosorosea ARSEF 2679, 972 nucleotides. Its product is annotated as cystathionine gamma-lyase. The record is from RefSeq and is a predicted model, not a curated record. Gene Ontology annotation, biological process: transsulfuration. Gene Ontology annotation, cellular component: cytoplasm. Bases 1 to 972 code for a protein of 323 amino acids. NCBI's taxonomy places the organism in Eukaryota, Fungi, Ascomycota, Sordariomycetes, Hypocreales, Cordycipitaceae. Gene Ontology annotation, molecular function: cystathionine gamma-lyase activity; pyridoxal phosphate binding. The transcript is spliced from 6 exons.